GGCGUAUCAGGAGCGAGUACAUGGCGCUAACAUAUUCAUGGGACUGGUCGUCUGCAAUGACGCGAAAGAGCUGGAGGACAAGUUCGAGGCUACGAAAGGUCGGGCCAAAUCCCUGUUCAAGAACGACGGCCUCUUUCUCGAACGUUACAUAUCGUCCGCUCGACACAUCGAAGUACAGGUCUUCGGCGAUGGCCAUGGACACGCGAUACACAUGGGCGAACGCGAGUGCAGCGUCCAACGAAGGCAUCAAAAAGUCCUUGAAGAGUCACCAAGUUCGUUCAUGGACAAACAUCCAGACGUACGGCAGAAGAUGUAUGAUGCAGCGGUGAAGCUAUGUCAGUUAAUCAAGUACGGAUCUGCGGGGACAGUCGAGUUUAUCGUGGACGAUUCGACUGCCGAGUUCUUCUUCCUGGAGAUGAAUACCCGCCUGCAAGUCGAACACCCGGUCACAGAGGCCGUUCACCCUGGUCUUGACCUCGUAGAGCUCAUGAUUAAGCAAGGCAUCGCGGAACGCGCUGGCGUCCACCUAGCGCCCGAUCUCAUGGACCAGUCCCACUAUGGAUCGAACACCGCACAACUUCACGCCAUCGAAGCGCGGGUGAACUGCGAAAACCCUGCAACUAACUUUAAGCCAUCGCCUGGGGUGCUCCAACUCGUAGAAUUCCCGAAAGGAGACUGGCCCAGGCUCGAAAACUGGGUUGGCACCGGCACUACGGUUACACCCUUUUACGAUCCGCUGGCAUGCAAGCUGAUCGUUACCGGUACCUCACGCUCUGAGGCUGUCUCGCGUCUGAAGCAGGCUCUAUCGGAGACAAAGAUUCUCGGUCCGCCAAACAACAUCUCGUACCUCGAUGCUAUAUGUAGCUCGAAGACCUUCCAGGACGGGAACGCCAUGACCACAUUUCCGGAGCACUUCAAGUUCACGCCCGGAGCAAUGGACGUCAUUCCGGGCGAGGUUGAGACCACUGUUCAAGAUCUCCCUGGGCACCUAACCGGGCUCGGUAUGCCUCGUAGCGGGCCUAUGGACCCCAUGGCAUUCAUGGCGGCGAACGCGCUCGUUUCGAACGACGUCAACACCGAAGCUCUCGAAGUUACUCUCGCCGGUUGCAAACUGUACUUCCACGUACCAGCCGUCGUCGCGGUUUGUGGUCCUCCGGUAUCGCUGACUAUCAACAGGGAGCCGGAGAAGAUAUGGACGAAGGUGGUGGUACCGGCGGGCGGCAGGCUGGUCGUCGGGACCUUGAAGGAGAAAGGGAUGAGAGUUUACGUUGGAGUGAGGGGCGGGUUCCCGGGGAUACCGAAGUAUCUGGAAUCGAAGUCCACAUCCAUGGGAUUAGGAGGGUAUCAGGGACGCUCAUUGACUGUCGGUGACCAUAUCGAGCACGAGGGAACCACAGAACAUCCCAACGCCAUCCUGGAGCGUGUCGAAGAUCCAGCGCGCUGGACAACAUUGUUCUCGCCUACGCACAUAUGCAGUUGGAACGUCGAGCGUCGAACGUUUGCUAUGCGCACGAUGCCCCAUGUUGCAAUUGCUACUCCGCACGGCGCUGGCGUUGGACGUCGACUCGCUCACGACACGCCGCACAUGCGCAUGCAUUAGCGUCUGCUGCUUUUCCAGGGUACUCCCACCUUACUUGCUCUGGAUCUUUAUCAAUGUUCGCCUAUCACGAGAAGGUAUUUGGCGGACGAACAUGCGUUGCACGCGGUGCUGGCGCACAAGUGGCUCAGCGUCGACGCGGGCUCGGCGCCAGGCGGCGCGCGGGCGCGCGAGGCCAUCACAUUUCUGGCGUGGGCAAAGCGCGAGCUGGACGAGCUCGGCGGGCGUGGGGUGAGCGUCGGUGGCGGCUCGCGGGAGGAUGACAUGCGCAAACGGCGGAAGGUGUGCGGCGGAGGCACGCACGAGGCCGAGGGUCGAGAGCAGGACCACCGCCGCUGGCAGCUGGUCAUCGACGAAGAUGACGACUUCAUGAUCCCUUACGCAACGAUUUGCAGGGUCGUGUAUAUGACUGCGGUACGCGAGCGGCGCAGUUGCUGGGUUAUAUUCACAAGACGACGGUUGUCGGAAAGGCGCACGAGCGCACUGGUAAUGUGGCAGUGCACAACGGCGGUCACACAAAUUCAACGGUAUCUUUCUCGAUACUCUCCUGUAUCAUCUCUUGUUAUAAUAUUGUUCUAUAAGAGAAAUAUUAAGGAGAAAUUUGGC
Punctularia strigosozonata HHB-11173 SS5 is the source of this 2203-nucleotide messenger RNA. RefSeq lists its product as uncharacterized. The transcript has 9 exons. The record is from RefSeq and is a predicted model, not a curated record. Bases 38 to 1600 code for a protein of 520 amino acids. Gene Ontology annotation, molecular function: metal ion binding; ATP binding. Lineage: Eukaryota; Fungi; Basidiomycota; Agaricomycetes; Corticiales; Punctulariaceae.